Notodromas monacha is the source of this 690-nucleotide messenger RNA. NCBI's taxonomy places the organism in Eukaryota, Metazoa, Arthropoda, Ostracoda, Podocopida, Cyprididae. The record is from the annotation of a GenBank genome assembly.
AUGCCCAUUCUUCCUAUCCUCACCUCAUUCCAGCGGAACGCCGGUUCCUGCGCGUGUGCGUGCAAACGACCAUUCAUCGCCGGAGCCGCGGCAUCCAGCAGGCUCAACAGGGAACGACUUAAUUUCCAGCCCCGCUCUCGAGGGAAAACGCGGGAAUAUAGAGGUGUGGACAUCGGUGGUCAUUCGAGCAAGGAACCGAAAGGCAUCGGGCCUAGCCUCGGGGCACGGUUCUGUCGGCCGGGAAAAAAUGAGUGCCGCAGCGCACACGGCACAGCGGCCGUCAACAAGAAGCCGCAGAAAUCCUCCGGAUAUCUGACGACGUUUGAGCCGACUUGGGACUUUUUCACACCUGCUGCUCAAGUCUCGGAUGACCCGAUCGGAGUUCACCCUCAGCAAGGUGCAACUUUUCAUUUGUCUCCGAGUUCCACAUCCUGGCAUGCCAGAAUGGACUUGCCCAGGAAUGGAUCAUGUCCAUUAACUGAGGGACCACUGUGUUACCCAGCUUGGUCUGUGAUUUCAUUUCCCCCCAACAAGCACCAGGGAUGCGCAAUAGAGAAAUCCUCCGCGCGGGGCGCGAGGACCCUCGGGGACAACUACCCGCGUAUCUUAUACGUGGCGCGGGAUCGCCGAGCGAGCAGUCUGCGGCGCACCGCUUCCGGGAGCGGUCCUCGUACCCUUCUGAAGCAAUAA